Molecule: messenger RNA, 5264 nt
Organism: Larimichthys crocea (large yellow croaker)
Lineage: Eukaryota; Metazoa; Chordata; Actinopteri; Sciaenidae
Gene: ttc17
Product: tetratricopeptide repeat domain 17
Exons: 30
Coding region: 50-4315 (1421 amino acids)
Biological process (GO): cilium organization; actin filament polymerization
Cellular component (GO): cytoplasm; actin cytoskeleton
Molecular function (GO): protein binding
Source: RefSeq, a predicted model, not a curated record
AACGACACAUCACCAACACCACAGAGAGCCAAAAAUUGAGUCAGAAAAAAUGGCGGACCUCAGGAAAAUCUGUCCUGAGUCUUUGCCCUGUCGUGUCAACUAUUCCCGAAAAGCGUCAUUUCAGGGGAAGCUCUUCGUCCUCCUCUGCGUGCUCAUAGUGGAUUCCGGAGGAGCCACCACACACUGGGUUGUCACGGAGGAUGGGAAGAUCCAACAACAAGUUCACUCACCUUUGAAUCUGAAGCAUCCACAUGACGUUGUGAUCUUCAUGAGGCAAGAUACCCGCGUCAACUACCUCAAGAAGCUGGAGAAGCAGCUAGUGGCACAGAAGAUUCAUAUCGAGGAGAAUGAGGACAGAGACACGGGGCUGGAGCAGAGACACUACAAAGAGGAUCCAGACUGUGUCAUGGCUAAGGUACCCCUGGGAGACCUGGACCUGUAUGACGGCACUUAUAUCUCCCUGGAAAGCAAAGACAUCACCCCUGAAAACUAUGUGGAUUCCCGGGCAGCCAUGCCCCCGGAGCUAGAAAAACCUGACUGUGCGAAAGUGUUUGAGCUACCUUAUAGUAUCCACGCUUUCCAGCAUCUCAGGGGUGUGCAGGAGAGAGCGAACCUGACCUCCCCGCUGCUUUCUAAGGAGGAUCCCAUCUUCAGUUCCUUGUCUCACAGGCUGGGUCGCAGUGUCGACGAGGCCGGCCACCGCAUCCAUCAAGGGUUACUGAGGAACUCGACGUCCUGGGUGCUGUACAACAUGGCGUCUUUUUACUGGCGCAUGAAGAACGAGCCCCAGAAGGCAGUGGACUGCGUGGUGCGCGCGCUGCAUUUUUCCCCGAGGCAGCAGAAGGAUGUAGCCUUGGUCAACAUGGCCAACAUCCUGCACCGCGCCCAUUUCUCCGCAGAUGCUGCUAUUCUCGCCCAUGCCGCCCUGGACCUUACCUCGGACCUGUUCACCAGCCACUACACCUUAGGCAACAUUUACGCUAUGCUUGGGGAAUACAACCACUCCGUGCUGUGUUACGAGCAGGCACUGCAGGCCCAACCGGGCUUCGAGCAGGCCCUGAGGAGGAAACAUGCCGUGCUCUGUCAGCAAAAGCUGGAGCAGCGCCUGGAAGCUCAGCACAGAUCACUGCAGCGGACACUAAAUGAGCUGAAGGAGUACCAGAAGCAGCAUGACCACUACCUCCACCAGCAGGAGGCACUGGACAAAUACAAGCUGCUGCAGGAAGAGCAGAUCCUCCGCAACAUUAUCCACGAAACCCAGAUGGCCAAGGAAGCCCAACUUGGGAACCAUCAGAUGUGUCGGUUGGGUCAGCAGCAGCGCAGCCUCUACUGCCCUUUUGACCUGCCUGUGCGCUAUCACCGCGGCGACCUCUUUGAACACGUCCAAUACGUCCAAUUUGGUGAGGAGGUGUCAGUGGCAUCCAGCGUGGCCCUCGUGUCCGAGCGCAACUCAAACCAGACGGCGGUCAGCCCCGAGCUCCAUCCCUCUGUGUCCGGAGACCAAGACCCUGCCGCUGCCCUCUGGGGCGGCCAUCAGGAUUACACCGAGGACAUACAGAGGAUGUUGUGGCCCCAGAGGAGUGACUGUGCCCACGAGUACCCAAGCAUUCCCCCCGCUCACCUGCUGCCAACCUACUACCUUCCACCUGAAACACAGGGCCUCAGCCCAGUCGCAACUCUCCUGUACGGGAGCAACAGUCCUCCUCAGACAGUAGAUCUGCCAAACUGUGGUCCGGUCCCCCAACCAUAUCCAGCCCUCCUGCCUGCCUCACUGGACUGGCCUCUGGAGGAAAAGGAGCUGCCGGAUCCCUCUGCCACUCAGAUUCUGCUGUCACGCAGCGGAGGAUGGACGCUGGAGCAGAUCGGCUCCAGAAUAGCUCAAGCUAUGAAAGACACUGCACCACCCUGGCAGGUCCGCAAUGAGGCAGCUCUAUUCUGGCGGGCCAAAGGCAACGGCAGCCAUGCCCUGCAGUGCCUGCGCCAAGUGUUGAGCUCAGCCCCGCCUUCCCACCGCCACUUGUCCCUCACCAAUGCUGCUAACCUGCUGCUACACCACGGCCUGACCACCCACGCACAAACACUGCUGGAGCAAGCGUUGGCUCUCAAUGCAUCCGAGCCCCACACCCUGUUCAGCCUGGUGAGCGUGCAGCUGGCCCAGGGCAAUGUGACAGGUGCUCUGGCCUUGUUCCGCCACAUCCUGGUGACGGCCCUCUCCUCCUCCUCCUCCCCUUCCUCCUCUUCUUCUUCUUCCUUCUCAUCCCUCGCCGGCUGCGAACAGUGUCGCGCCAGCCUACCUCUGCUGCGCUGUCUGCAGUUCUACCCUUUCCUUUACAAUCUUUCCCACCGACAGCCCUGCCCACGUAAGUCUCUCUUAAGUAUAAUGUAUUACUGUAAUACUACACUUCCUGAUGUACUAAAAUGUGAACUGUUGGCAUCCAGCGUGGCCCUCGUGUCCGAGCGCAACUCAAACCAGACGGCGGUCAGCCCCGAGCUCCAUCCCUCUGUGUCCGGAGACCAAGACCCCGCCGCUGCCCUCUGGGGCGGCCAUCAGGAUUACACCGAGCCCAGUCGCAACUCUCCUGUACGGGAGCAACAGUCCUCCUCAGACAGUAGUCUGCCAAACUGUGGUCCGGUCCCCCAACCAUAUCCAGCCCUCCUGCCUGCCUCACUGGACUGGCCUCUGGAGGAAAAGGAGCUGCCGGAUCCCUCUGCCACUCAGGUCCGCAUGAGGCAGCUCUAUUCUGGCGGGCCAAAGGCAACGGCAGCCAUGCCCUGCAGUGCCUGCGCCAAGCUGAGGUGCUCUGGCCUUGUUCCGCCACAUCCUGUGACGGGCCUCUCCUCCUCCUCCUCCCCCUUCCUCCUUUCUUCUUCUUCCUUCUCAUCCCUCGCCGGCUGCGAACAGUGUCGCGCCAGCCUACCUCUGCUGCGCUGUCUGCAGUUCUACCCUUUCCUUUACAAUCUUUCCCACCGACAGCCCUGCCCACAGGGCGCCGCCUGCAUGGCUGAGGACGACCUCGGCAUACAGCUGGAGGAGUGGGAGGGCAGCGAAGAGAAGCAGGACGUGCCCGCCAUUUCUGCCAUUGAGGACUCUUUGCUCUUUGAGAAGGUUAUCCUGGACAGUAACGGGUCGGGCGAGGCAGCCGGACAGCAGCGGGCUUCUCCCUCCGCCUCGGUAACGGCUAACAUGGCCACCCCGUUCGGUGGCGGAGGAGGUGAUGGGGAGGAGGAGUGGCAGCUGAAGGAGGACCUGAUGGGAGCCUUCGAAGGGGCGCUGGAUGUCGGUGGCAAACGGGGGGACCUGCGAGGUAUCCGGGUGCUGAAGAACGACCGGGUCAUGGGCGCUCGUGCCGGUGGCGGGCCCUGCUUCGGAAACUGUGAGGAUGACGACGGAGCGGAAUGGAUCACUUUCCAGGUAAAACGGGUCAGGAAGGCUAAGGUGGACGGGACAGACGGUGUUACCAGCUCUGAUGACAGCCAGAACGGGGACUCACUUCCUGGAGGACACUCUGUCUUGGAGAUAAGUGGGCCAACUAUCCCAUCGCCUGGCCCUUCAGGUCGCUGGAAGGACUACACAAGUCUUGGCUGGCCGGGGCCAGAGGAGUGCCAGCGGACACGAAGGGUAGACCUCACCACUGUAGCGAGCACCUGGUUGGCUGUUUCUGCUAAGAACAUUGAUAUCACAGAGCACAUAGACUUCGCCACUCCACUCCAGGAGCCAGCUGCUGAACCUUUAUGCAACGCUAAUCUAGCUGCCAGUAUGCACACCCUCGACCACCUGGCAGGGGUGGCCAACCGCGCCGCCAUCCACUACACCGGAGAGAGUCAACUGCGCGAGGUGCUGCAGAACCUCGGCAAAGAUAAGUUCUCUCCUCAGUCCUUUGAGCAGGUCGGCACGCGCAUUGCUAAAGUCCUGGAGAAGAAUCAGACAUCAUGGGUACUAUCCAGCAUGGCUGCACUUUACUGGAGGGUGAAGGGUCAAGGCAAGAGAGCCAUCGACUGCCUGCGACAGGCCCUCAACUACGCCCCCCAUCACAUGAAGGAUGUGCCCCUGAUCAGCCUGGCCAACAUCUUCCAGAACGCUCGGCUGUGGGAGGACGCUCUCACAGUCGCCCGCAUGGCAGUAGAAAUUGCCCCGCACUUUGUCGUGAACCACUUCACCCUCGCCAACGUCUACAUAACAAUGGAGGAGUUCGAGAAAGCUAUGCGCUGGUACGAGUCUACUUUAAAGCUGCAGCCAGAGUUCGCCCCCGCCAAAGAUCGACUAAGAACCAUUCAAUGUUACCUGCUCACCAAGAGGGACCGCCGUCAGCCCUGAAACCACUGAAAGCAGUCGGAUCCCAGGAGUACUCUGCAGUCAUGCGCACACCAGAUAAAGAAUACUCAGACUCAUGCAACACUCAUCUGAAGACCCGAGAACCUGAACGUGGUUAAAAGAUGAGGUAUCAAAAUCGACAUCCAGUUGAGUCUGGGUCCUUUUUUUCUGUUUGGGGUUGAACUCCCCAAAGAAUUAGAUUUGAAACGACACAGAGUACAACUGUAGAUAAUUUUGCCCCCACGUGUUAACUGUCGAACGCAGGACCUCUUGUUAUCUUACAAUCAAGAAGUUAUGAAACUCUUCUUCUUUUUUUUUUCUAGAUUUGCUUGACUCGCAAAAACAGGAAAGGGAAUAAAAUAGAAUAAGGCUCUGAAGUUCCACUUAAUUCUGUGUUAAUUGGAAGAAUUUGUUAUUCUUCAAGACAUUUUAGCGUUUUGGUAUGAGGAGGAAGAGGCGGCAUCUAGGAAGUUCUCAAAGAUAAUAACAUACUACAACCUGGAGAUGGCGCCCAUGUUUUAAUUGAACUUAAUUGGAAAUUUCGAGUGCAAAGGAAUGUUUUACAGUAUUUGUUUAAGUUUAUUGCUGAGACGGUAGGAAAUACGCCUCUCGACUCAGAGGUUAAAGGAGUUUGAAUUAAACAAUAUAUGCCCUCACCUUUUCUGCUUCAUAAAAUGGAUGGGAAUUCUCAGUUUUUGCACUUUUUUCUAUAUCAUUCCUAUUUAUAUGGGACCUACGAACUGUUUUUGAUUUUUGCUCCGAGAUAAUUUAAAUACAAAAAAGAGAGGAACUGAACUAUGCUAUUUACAUUCGCUUCUUAACUUAUGGAAUUCAUAAGGCAGAAACAGGAUUUGCCAUUGACCAUCUUAAACAAAAAAAACAAACAAAAAAACUCUGAAAGUGGAAUCUGUAUUAAAUGUACAGUAUUAAAGGCAGUGUGUGGAUUUCAUUG